AUGCGAGAAUCAGAAACGCCAACUUCUGGAACGACUAGACCCGGCGUUGACAAAUUUACAGUCACAACGUCCGAUUUAUCGAGGACAAGUGUAACGGAUAUAUCGGAAACAAUGACAGUACAUACGUUGGAAGCAGAUGCAACAGGUAUACCGGAAACAGUUACGAUAGAUUCGCCGGGAACAGUUACAAUAGAUUCGUCGGAAACAGAUACAAUAGAUUCAUCGGAAGUUACACAGUAUAGUAUAGUUAUUUAUCCAACUACCUAUACUUCGCCUGUCACUUAUAUACAGACGGCGACAACGACAGUUUCUUUGGAUAAUUCUAUGCAACUUCCGAAUGCAGACGGUACACCACAAAUAAUAAUACUAGUGGCGGUUAUAUUGGGUUCAAUAGGAUUAGUAUUCAUUCUCAGUAUAAUAACUAUAUAUUGGCUUAGAAGAGAUAGUAAAGUGGGAAAUGAAAGAGAAUUAGAAGAUGACAGUAUGCUUGGGACGGAUAGCAUGCUUGAAUCGGACAAUCAGAAUGAUGAACAAUUACCUAGUUACGCAGAGGCCAUUGUUAGAGGAAGAGCUGACAUACAAUAA
This is a messenger RNA of Acaulospora morrowiae, 585 nucleotides long. NCBI's taxonomy places the organism in Eukaryota, Fungi, Glomeromycota, Glomeromycetes, Diversisporales, Acaulosporaceae. The record is from the annotation of a GenBank genome assembly.